Molecule: messenger RNA, 888 nt
Organism: Conger conger (European conger)
Lineage: Eukaryota; Metazoa; Chordata; Actinopteri; Anguilliformes; Congridae
Product: butyrophilin subfamily 1 member A1-like
Exons: 5
Coding region: 1-888 (295 amino acids)
Biological process (GO): negative regulation of T cell proliferation; T cell costimulation; cell surface receptor signaling pathway
Cellular component (GO): external side of plasma membrane
Source: RefSeq, a predicted model, not a curated record
AUGCCUAGCGAGACAAAUCGUUUGUCAGUGCGAGGUCCUUCGAUGCCACUACGUGUCCAGCUGGGGGCGUCUGUGACGUUGCCCUGCUCUGUGGAUACCCCAAUACCUCUGCGUGAGCUGGAGGUGCUGUGGACGAGGGAAGAUUCUGGAAGCCUGGUGCAUCUGUUCCUGGGAGGAAAGAUCCGGACAGAAUCACAGAGCCCAGCGUACAGCGGCAGGGCCGAGUUUUUCACUGAAGAAAUCUCCAAAGGAAACUUCUCUCUGCUGCUUCGGAAUGUAACCACCGAAGACAGAGGGAUGUACAAGUGUGUAAUUCACACUGAACAAGAGUCUAGUGAAACAAAUGUGACAAUAGAUUCUGAACGGCUGGUGGUGACUGGUGCAGACGUGCCCGUAUUUGCAUAUGCUGGUGAAGAUGUGAUUCUGAACUGCUCAGUGGACACCCAUGUUCCUCUCGGAGAGUUAGAAGUAGAGUGGAUGAAGACAAAUGAAGAAAUCCUGGUGCUGCUGUUUAUGGAGGGGCGGUACAGACCGGAGUCACAGCCUGAGAGAUUCAGAGGGCGUGCUGAGUUCUUCAGUGAGGAGAUUCCCAAAGGCAACUUCUCAAUGAAACUGAGGGAUAUAAAAACUGAAGACAGAGGGGAAUUCAUCUCAGGAGCCACCACUGUCUUUAGCAAGGCUUCCAACGGCGGGGGGGGGGGGGGGGAUGUCCGCCUCAGAGCCUGUCCAUCCAGACACAGCCAGAGGGACCUGAAGGACUGCAACUCCCAGCAUGCACUGAGGCCUGUCAGACCCGUGCCUGAAGAUCAGCAGCUCCCAGCAUGCACUGAGGUUUUUCCGUGCGAGGUCCUGCGAUGCCACUACGUGUCCAGCUGGGAGCGUCUGUGA